AACAGAAGACUAUACGAUACAUGUAAUAGAUUCUUUAAACUCUUUCAUAAUGGGACAUAUCCUUAAUAUUUGUGAUAUCAUCUUAUAUCCCAAAUAUUUGUGAGAAACAAUUGUACUUUGCCCCGACAGUGUAUUUUUGUUAAUCUCCCAUAGAAACAAGCAUGAAAAUAACCGUUGCGACCUUCAGUGAGGGAAAUUGUAUCACUGUUGAAAUUAACUAAUCGUUGUUGAAUGUGAGGGCUGUUUGUAUUCUGUUAUCUGUCGUUAUCUUAGUUGCGUGACACAGCAUAGAAGAAUUAGCACGGAUUCGAAGGUAAUUGCAACCAUGAGGACACAGAUAUUUCGUGCAGUUAUUAUGGGAGCCCCUGCAUCUGGGAAGGGUACUAUUUCUUCAAGGAUUGUAAAAUACUUCGAAGUGAAACAUUUGUCAAGUGGGGACAUGUUGCGGACCCACAUUCUGAAUAACACAGCACUUGGUGUACGAGUUCAGGGGUUCAUCAAUGAAGGUCGUCUUGUACCAGAUGAUGUCAUGAUGAAUCUAGUAAAUGAAGAGCUAAAGAAACUUCCUAAUGACAACUGGCUUUUAGAUGGUUUCCCGAGAACGAGAAACCAAGCAGAGCUGUUACUGAAAAACCACCCUAUCACAUGCGUGCUGAAUCUUAUUGUACCAUUUGAAGUGAUAGUUAAUAGGGUGAAAGGACGAUGGAUUCACCCGUCAAGUGGACGAGUUUACAACACAGAAUACUCACCGCCAAAAAUUGCGGGAAUUGAUGAUGUAACAGGGGAACCAUUGGUACAGAGAGCUGAUGACAAUCCAGAAACGGUGAAAAAACGUCUACAAAUAUAUGCAUCAACAAUUGAGCCUCUGCUUGAGCUAUAUCAGAAGACUGGUCUCCUUCAGAACUUCCAUGGAAAAACUUCUGAUGAAAUAUGGACUCAAGUCUUUGCAUAUGUGUCAAACUUUAUAAAACCUAAAAUCUAAAUAGGUACUGGAAGGCUGUGUUCCUUCUGACUAUUUGGGACUAAACACAUCGACAUAACUAAGCUCAAAACUAAGCACAAACUUUUCAAAAUGUAUGCAGCUUACUCAGGUGAUAAUAUUUUAAUAAAAGUGGACUUUAACCUGUUUGAUAAUUUUUGUUAACUGAUUGUACUGUUAAGUGUGAUUUCUUGUAAAACUUUUGAAGUAUUUAUGUGUUCAUUUUAUGUCAUCAUAUGAGAUAGACAAUAGUUUUUAGAAGUAUAUUUGUUGUUCUUAUGGUUGUGUUUUUUAGCUGAGAAUAGUACAAUAUUAAAAGUUCCUUCAUAUAAACUGCAGUGAUAUAGUAUUAAGAACUAUGUGGAAAUUGAUAUUAUUUUAGCUGAAUAUUUGGUUGUUAAGAACUAAAUUGUAAUCUAUUGGUAUUGUGCAUGUACUGUGUAAAAACUAAAUGGAACAGCUUUUGAUUUUAUACAUAAUCAAAUAUCCUGAAGAAAUUCAAGAAAAAUUAUUGUUUAAAUGGGUACGAAGUGUACCUUUACAAUUUCUGUGCUCGUAUCUAUAGGAUAAAAUACUUGCCUUGAAGAUUGCUCAUAUUAAAAUUUUUGCACAAGUUUGUAUGUAAGAGGAGAGAAAAUUCAUUUGGUCUAUGAACCAGAAAAAAUAUUGAUGAUAUUAGAAUUCACUAAACAAAAAGAGGAUGAAUGUUGCAUAGAAUGUAGUUUCUAUAAAUUAUUGAAAAUGUCAGAGGGUAUAUUUUGUUUAUAAAUUAUAGUAUAUUUAGAUAAGUGAAAGGGCAUUUAAAUACAUGGAAAACUAUAAAAAUAAAAAUUUGUCCACUAUAACAUACAUUUAUGGUGUACCUUCUGUAAGAUGUGAAAUAUGACAAGCAUCAUUCUUUCUUUUAUAGAAAGAACCAAAUGCAACGAAAAUGCCUCAUUACUUGUUAAACAAAUUUUAAUGAAAUUGUUUUGUUUUUGUCGUCAAUAAAU
Messenger RNA from Schistocerca cancellata (South American locust), 1971 nucleotides. RefSeq names its product GTP:AMP phosphotransferase AK3, mitochondrial (gene Ak3). Gene Ontology annotation, molecular function: AMP kinase activity; ATP binding. The transcript has 4 exons. Bases 326 to 982 code for a protein of 218 amino acids. Gene Ontology annotation, biological process: nucleobase-containing compound metabolic process. Gene Ontology annotation, cellular component: mitochondrion; cytoplasm. The record is from RefSeq and is a predicted model, not a curated record. NCBI's taxonomy places the organism in Eukaryota, Metazoa, Arthropoda, Insecta, Orthoptera, Acrididae.